CGCGCUUCUGCGCAACACUUCGCUACGAGCGAAAUAUAAUCAACCGGGAAAAUACAAAUCUCGCAGUGAUGACGCUUAGAUGAGUUCGCAGACUGACUUUAAAAAGUCUGCCUUCGUUGAUAUGUGUAUGUGUGCAGUUACGAUUAUUGUUGACAUUGUUUGCUGCGGGUACAAGAGUGAAUGAACAGGAGCUGAUGAAGGGUUGAAAAAUUAAUAAAGAUUUGUAGAUAAACUAAACACAAGAUGGAAAUUUGAAACGCGCUGUCAAGAGGAAAGACGAGUGGAUAAACGCCAAUGAAACUAUAGAUACUAGUGCUGCGCAUGUGAUCUAAAUGCCUUAUUCAAGAGAAUUGUGCGCUGCUGAGAGCAGGCGCCGACUAUGUUCGACUCGACCAAAGGCGCCUUGCUCGUAGCGCCGUCUCUCGUCAACAGUUCCUGCUGGUUCAACGGCAAAGGCUGGCCCACCACUUUUCCUGCUCCAGUUGAUAUAAUCAAAGCUUUUUUCAUAUUCGCUCUAUCCAUGGGCAUAGUUUUCGCAAACCUAGUUCUUAUCUGCGUGCUUAGCAAUCGAAGAUAUAUUAAGUAUAUUGAAAACCAGCCGAGGUAUUUGCUGACAUCCUUGGCACUCAACGACUUGUUCACGGGAAUCUUGGUGGCUCCCGUGGCUCUACUCCCAGCGCUUUACAAGUGUUGGCCCUACGGCGAAAUCUUCUGUCAAAUACAGGCUUUAUUGAGAGGAGCAGUAAGCCAACAGAGUGCUGUCAUAUUAGUCUGUAUGGCUAUCGACAGAUACCUGUUUUUGCUUCACCCAAAUACCUACCAAAAGCAUUCCAGUAAAAAGGGUUGCGUGUUAGUUAUAAGCAUUACGUGGAUCCUGUCCGUAUCACUCUUCGCUAGUAUGGUGCUACCUCGCUCCGGGUACUAUUUCAACUCCACGGGGCUUAUGGCCUGUGAUGUUUUCCACAGUAGAGUAGCGUUCAGAAUCCUGUCGUGCUGCGCCUACUAUUUCCCGACGACCAUGGCGCUGAUGUACUGCUACGGGUCCGGGUUCCAUGUGAGCAAGAACCGGAGCAAGUGCGUUCCGGACCCGGUUAGGCCCAACGGGAUCCCGCCGCCGUGCACAAAGAGCGCUCUGGACAGUCAUGAAGCAGUCACAGUGAUCCAAGCACCAGCCAGACCUCACAGUGUCAGCACAUCUCGAACCAUGGCCGCCAUGUCUCUAGGAUUCAUUGUAAUGGUCACCCCCGCGACCAUACAAGAGGUCGUAGCAGCAUGUACUGGUUGCAAGGUUCCGCCAACGCUAGACUUCAUUGUGACUUGGCUGGCUCUUAGCAACAGCUUUUGGAAUCCCUUCUUGUACUGGCUUUUGAACAGUCACUUCAGAAGAAUCAGCAACGAGUUACUUCAGUAUUAUUUUUGCUGCCGAAGAUCAAAAUCUUUCGGAAACUAUGAUAAACCAACGGGAUGUUGCGGCUCCCCAAUCACAUCCGAUGGCCGACAUUCGAAGGGAGAGUUUGAAGGAGUAGGCGAAAAAUAUUGGGGUGAAAUACUAGAACGCACGGUGUCAUCCACAUCUCUGCAUGCUAUUCAAAAAGCGUGUCAUAGAGAUCAUGUGCGGUGCACAGGAUCUUUCAAAGGGUGCCCAAGUAGUGUUUGUAAACAUGACCCGAGAUAUUUUGAUGUCUGUGGGCCUACAGAUUACAGACAAUUUGAUAGAUCAGCUUUUCAAAUCGAAUCAUGCUCAAGACAAUGUAGACUUAAGAAUUCCGACAUCUGCCUCUUUAGACCAGCAUCAGAACUUGAAUGUGGCAGGUCUCGAUCAAAUUUAAGUUUAGAUGAAGGAAAUUUCAACAAAACAUGCAAUGGAAGGCACCCAGAAUUGUGAGAGUUCCGACAAUGCCCGGUCUUCGGGCACAGGAGUAACAGUAUAGGAGUAUACCCAGGGAUAGAUCACUUUAAUUCAAACAUAAAGUGGAAGUUUGAUGAUUCUCCUGAUGUUGAUGACGAUAUGCAGACUUUGGAGCAAAAUUUGGAUAGGAUACGAAGUGUUAGUCACGAUAGAAGCUUUAAUACAUUCGGUGUAAAAGAAGAAGAUCACAUGUUGGAAGUAGAAGUAAACGAUGUCGUCGACAACGAUUCCGAUGAAAAUAGGGACUACAACAGUUCGCGUGAAAUGUCUGACGAAAAGAGUGAUUACAGUGUUACUAAUAAGUUUUCGCGCACUUCAUCUCUCUCCAACAGAGAGCUCGAUGUCAUAAAGGAGAGCUCGAGAAGCUCUAGUGACACUGAAGUGACGUUAACACGAUGACUCCCGCGGGUGACUUUCGACAGGGCGGUGAAUGUAGUUCACUUACAGGCAACUGUUGAGAGACCUAAAUCUAAGCGCAAUCUGUUGAUAAAAAGAUAUACGUAGUAGCUCGAAUAGAUAGAAUUGUUGUAGUUUUAAAUUUGUGGACCAUUAGAUUCAGGUCUGAUUUGUGUAUUUAAAUUGCUGAAUUUGCUAUUCAGAACGUUGUACAUAUAAUGGAAGUAUCAGUAUUAUAUAAGAUUUCAUGUAUAGAAGGACAUUUUGUAUUUUUUACUUUUUGUAAUAGUAAUUUAAUAGUAGAUUAUGAUUUUGUUACUAUAUAAAUUAAUUAUAACUUGAAAUAAAAACGGAUUGUGAUGUCAGAUAUUCUAGUCAUUAACUUUGUUAAUUAGACAAAAUGUAAUAACUAUGAGUAGGAAAUGUUUUAAAAUAUUAUUUAAGACUAUGAGUACUAUGUUAAUUUAUCUUUCUCCAUUAAGCUUGUACAUAUACAAUAAGACUGUUUGAACGUAAUUUCUAUAUUCAGAAUCGCACAAUUAUACUUUUCUUCUAUAUAUGAAUAAUCGUGAAUAAAUUAUUUAUGUCUACCUAAAUGUUAAACUGGCGAA
Leguminivora glycinivorella is the source of this 2916-nucleotide messenger RNA. RefSeq names its product trace amine-associated receptor 8b. Gene Ontology annotation, cellular component: membrane. The record is from RefSeq and is a predicted model, not a curated record. Gene Ontology annotation, biological process: neuropeptide signaling pathway. The transcript has 9 exons. Lineage: Eukaryota; Metazoa; Arthropoda; Insecta; Lepidoptera; Tortricidae. Gene Ontology annotation, molecular function: corazonin receptor activity. Bases 380 to 1885 code for a protein of 501 amino acids.